AUGGCGACCACAACCAAACCCCAAAAGGCCUCGCCUUAUCUUUUCAUCUACAACACUCUCUUCGCGCUUGUUCGUAUCGCUCUUUUCGUCAGAACAACUUAUUUAUGGACACAGCAGGGCAACGGCGCUGUGUGGGAUGAACUCAACGUCACGGCGCGAUGGACAGAGACUUUUACGGUGAUGGAAGUGCUUCAUGCGGUGGCAGGUCUUGUGCGCGCAGCACCAGCUACUACGGCAUUACAAGUCGCUGGACGAAACACCAUUAUCUGGGCGAUUACGAGAAACUACCCCGAAGUUGGCUUCAGAGAGGAUGCAUACAGUUUUAUGCUCAUGGCGUGGAAUGCAGCUGAUGCGGUGCGAUAUCUGUAUUUCACGCUUCAGACGGGAACGGGAUCUGUGCCAGCGUCUUUGACAUGGUUGAGAUACAACAUGUUUAUCGUGCUCUACCCUAUCGGUAUCCUUUCGGAAAUGAAGCUUGUUUACGAGGUUAUUGUACCUUCUCAGGCACGAAACCCCAUGUAUCAGUAUUUGUUGUGGUUUGGAUUGGCUAUUUAUGUUCCUGCGUUUUACAUCCUUUUUGGACACAUGCUGGCUCAGAGGGCAAAGUUGAACCGGUCUAUUUCCAAGAAACAGUCUUGA
This is a messenger RNA of Fusarium pseudograminearum CS3096, 639 nucleotides long. RefSeq lists its product as uncharacterized. The record is from RefSeq and is a predicted model, not a curated record. The transcript has 2 exons. Gene Ontology annotation, cellular component: endoplasmic reticulum membrane. Lineage: Eukaryota; Fungi; Ascomycota; Sordariomycetes; Hypocreales; Nectriaceae. Gene Ontology annotation, biological process: fatty acid elongation; very long-chain fatty acid biosynthetic process; sphingolipid biosynthetic process. Gene Ontology annotation, molecular function: 3-hydroxyacyl-CoA dehydratase activity. The coding region runs from base 1 to 639 and encodes 212 amino acids.